AAGUUUUAAAGAGUAAAAAGAUACAUCAAUUCAACUAAUUCAAUGGUAGAUUUCCCUCCACCUGGUUUUCGUUUCUUCCCAACUGAAGAAGAGCUUGUUAGUUUUUACCUAAAGAACAAGCUACAAGGAGAAAAAAGAAAUGCUUUUGAUAGGGUUAUUCCUGUCAUUGACAUCAAUGGUGUAGAACCAUGGGACCUCCCAACUCUUGCGGGGGAGCUUUGCCGUGAAGAUAAAGAGCAAUGGUUUUUCUUUUCGCCGGGGCAAGAGAGAGAAGCUAGAGGAGGGAGACCUAAUAGAACUACUGGUUGUGGUUAUUGGAAGGCCACAGGCUCUCCUGGUUAUGUUUAUUCUUGUGAUAAUAAAGUUAUUGGGGUGAAGAAAACAAUGGUGUUCUAUAAAGGAAAAGCUCCUAGUGGAAGGAAAACUAAAUGGAAGAUGAAUGAAUACAGAGCCAUUCAAGUGUGUAACCAAUCCAACACUGCCACACCUCAGUUAAGGAGAGAAUUCAGUGUGUGUCGAGUAUAUGUGAUAUCGGGAAGCUUUCGAGCAUUUGAUAGACGUCCAUUAGAGAACGAAAGAGAGGAUGGAUUUCGAGUUAAUAAGAUUGAUCAAAAUCCAUUUAUUGCUUCGUGUUCUAAUCAAAAUGCAAGAAUGGAUCAUGCAUCAACUUCAUUUGAAAUUUCUCAAUUAGAGGGACUCCAAAGUGUUUAUGCUCCAGAGGUUGCAGGAGGUUCAAAUAGCAGUAAUUGGAAUGUAGAUAACAAUGGUGAUAUUGGUGAUGAGAUUCAAAUCCAAGAACCACUGUGGGAAUGGGAAUGGGAAUGGGAACAUUUUAAUUGAGCUGAAUUCUAGCUUGGCAAGAUCCGUCAAGUAUACGUAGAUUACUUCUAA
Lathyrus oleraceus (garden pea) is the source of this 891-nucleotide messenger RNA. RefSeq names its product NAC domain-containing protein 90. Gene Ontology annotation, biological process: regulation of DNA-templated transcription. Gene Ontology annotation, molecular function: DNA binding. Lineage: Eukaryota; Viridiplantae; Streptophyta; Magnoliopsida; Fabales; Fabaceae. The record is from RefSeq and is a predicted model, not a curated record. The coding region runs from base 43 to 840 and encodes 265 amino acids. The transcript has 3 exons.